Magnolia sinica is the source of this 1013-nucleotide messenger RNA. RefSeq lists its product as uncharacterized. The coding region runs from base 113 to 562 and encodes 149 amino acids. The record is from RefSeq and is a predicted model, not a curated record. The transcript has 4 exons. Lineage: Eukaryota; Viridiplantae; Streptophyta; Magnoliopsida; Magnoliales; Magnoliaceae.
AAAGGAAAGUGCCAUAAUUAAUGCUACUUUCAUUGUUUUGAGUGGAGCUUCUCAAAUGUUUAUUUUUUCCCUGCUUUGAUUCAUUCUUAUUAAAGUGCUCUUGCAUUUGUCUAUGUUCUUGCUCUUCUUCUUUUUGUUUAGUGAUUUUCAUUUAGUGAAUCUCUUCCUUGAUCUGUUGAUGCGGUUUUGGAGAUUAUGUUUUCGAUCAGGUUGUUGCCCCUGUUUGAGAAACUUGUGCUCAAGCACUAGGUGCCACACUAAGUACAUGCAUCCUUCACUAGUUCAUGAAACACUGAAUAUCUUACUAAAGAUGCAAGUAAUGAUUAUGAAGGAACUGACAAGAAUGGGAAAUUCGUCAUGGAACCCUUUUGGGGAUCAAAUAUUUGGUUGUUGUUCAAAGGUCAUGGAAAAAGGGAUCUCCACUUUUAGUGGAGCUAAAUUAGAGUCUGUUGCUUCCUCAAAGCGAGGCUACACUUGCUGGGACUCAGUACAAUGUACCCCUCAUCAAAUCCCUUGUGCUUUACUUAGGCAUGCAGGCUAUCUACACCACUCCCGUGGAUGAAUUUUCAGUCAGUCCUACCACGGACAUUUUCCAGGUCAUGAUAACGAAUUUGGAUCCAAAAGGGCGCUACCUUUUCCUAACUUCAGUUGCCAACCAAUUACGUUACCCAAGAAGCCAUACCUUCUACUUCUCCUUAGUCCUCUAUUUGUUGUCAGAAGCAAGCCAGGUGAGGACUUGCUGUGUUUAUAAUUCAACUUAUGCUCAGUUAAAUUCAGUAGGAAGGAUGUAGAAUACUUAGUUCGCUAUUGUUAUGCAAACUGCAGGAGCUAUCAUCAUGUUUCAUAAUUAACAAAAUUGUCCGAAGUAAAUGUCAAUUUUAGUAUUAUUAUCAGUUUGCUAUUUCGAUUGGGAAAUGAUAUCCACAUUUUUAAAAAUGCAUGCACCUUUUCUUCGACCUUUUCUCAAGAAAUACAUGGACAAGAAGCUUCAAAUUAAGCUAAACGCGAACAGG